UCGCCCCAGCCGGGCUUCCCUCAGUCCGCGGCUGGAGUCCCCUUCCCCUCUCCCGCCUGCGAGUACUCUCCUCCCGGGCUGCCUCACCUCGGCUGCCGGCCCGUCCCCGCCCCUGGGCGGGCUAUGUCCCUGGCGGGCGGGUUCUGCGGACACGGACGGGGGCGGGCGGCUGGGGCUGGGGCUGGCCUCCGAGCGGGGAUACAGCCCGCGUCCCCCACCACCGCUUUCCCUGCCCCGCGACCCCGGGGCUGCCCUCCUCUCCCUUUCCCGCUCCCUUGGGACCAGCUCAGUGGUGUGGGCGUUGCUCCCCGGGCUGAGAGCCUCCGGCUGUGAACCCCAGCUUCUCCUGGUGGAGUCGGGAAAAGGGAGCGUCAGUGCUGAGCGAGCUUCCUUCUCCUCCCUUAGUGUUUCUGCCCCAGAGCCUGGCCCAUGGGAAGUCCUCUUUAAUUGUUGGGUUUGUGAAUGAUGAGAUUCUAUACAUCGUUAGUUGCAACUGAAGCCUUUCACAGAAGAGAAAAUAAACUCACUGAAGCCAAGUGACUCUCUGAUGGUCAGAAAGAGUGACAGCCAGUGCUGGAGUGACCCGGUGGACUUGGUGUUUGUAACCAGAUUUCUCCAGCACCUACAGCUAAGGGGAUCAGAGUAUUCUUUUAUUUUUUCUAAAUGGCGUUGCUUUUAUUUUUACUUAUUUUUUAAAAUUAUUUUUUAUUGAAGUGUAGUCAAUUUAGAAUGUUAGUUUCAGAAGUACAGCAGAGAUUCAGUUAUAAACAUAUGCAUAUGUAUCUACAUAUGUUUUAGAUUAUUUUUAGUACAACUCAUUACAAGGAAUUGAAUAUAGUUCCCUGUGAUAUAUAGUAGGUCCUUGUCAUUUAUUUUAUAUUUAUUAAUGUGUAUCUGUUAAUCCCCCUUUUCCUGCCUGCUAACCACAGUUUGCUUUCUAUGUCCAUGAGUCUAUUUCUAGCAGCACCGUUUUUGCUAGUAAUAUAUGCUGGUUGGCUGCUUUCAGUUUCAGUAAUUCCACCUUAUCUGUGGGCAUUUUCCUUCUGGUGGGAAUGUGUGUGUUUUGCACACGUGAUAUAAGAGUUGUGUAUUUGGGAGAACUCCAGGACUCGUGUAGUGCCUGGUACAGAGUGCCCACUGAGCUGAUGCUUGAACUGGGAAAAAAACAUAGUAAAUGUUGGAAUUUCCACUAUGGUUGAAACUUCCAGGCUUAUUUAACCUGUUUAGCCCACCUUAAUGUUGGCUGCACCCAUACUGGGUAAUUUGGUGGAACUUCAUGUUAUAGUGGUGUAGAGACGGGGCCUUGUAUGCUUCUUCUCUUUCCGUUUUCUAAGAGUCAUUCUCCUGGGCCUUCCAGAUCCUCCCCCAGAAGUGCCCAAGGCUGGCUUGGUGCUGCGCUGAGGCAAUAUUUGUUAAUAAGGCCAUUUCCUCAUCUCUUCUGAGCCUCCGUUUCCUUCUCUACACAAUGAAGACUUAGACUAGAAAAGUGCUUUUCAGUUUCUUUUAAGCCAUGUUUCCUUUGAGAAACAGAAAAUACAAAUCUCUACUCCCAUUCAACAUGUAGAUUUUGACACAUCCUCCAAGGAGUGACAUAGCUCUUUGUGGAAAAUUGAAGUGAUUGUGAUUCCAGGUGGCACAGAAAAGACUCUUCAGACAUUUAUUGCAGGGAGAGGGCAGUAAAGGGGCAGUAUAUCCCACUUUCUAGUGUGAGCACUGGAACAGGGGCUUGGGUUUAUAUACAGUGUCCGACGUGGCCUCUCUCUAAUCUUUUUUUUUUUUUUUUUGCCUCUCUCUAAUCUUGCACAACGUGAUAAACCUCUCUCCCUCAGUUUCUUAAUGCGUCAAGUUGGGGUGAUAAUAGUUUAAGUCUUUUGUGAAACAUUAUACACAUAAGACAUUUAUUUCUCGGUAGAAACAAAUCCUGCGAGAGAAUCAGGGAUUUCUUUAAAAAGAAAAAAAAUCUUGUCCACAGCACUCUGUCUGUGUCUAUUUUGAAGUUCCUUGAGGGUGAGUGUUGGGUCUAAAGUCCAUCGUGGGACAGGUGGCCCAUGGGUCUGUGUGCCGCAGAUUGCCCCCUCCUCCCCAGUCCUCUUCCUCUCAGUCCAGGAUGAAGUUCCCUAGUAGAUUUACACAGAGAUCUUGUGGAAAUGGCUUUUCAUUUUAUUGUUUCACGAAGAAGGGCUGCCAUCAUGAUCUCUGUAGUCAGCUUUUGGUGACCUGAAGGCUAUGCAAUUACGUUUUUCUAUUUAAUAAAAAGAAAAAAAAUUACAAGUACAAAAUUAGACCUACGGCGGUGGCAGGGGCUCUUGAAAGUGGGGACCAUUAGCUUUGUUAGUUUCAGGUGCAGGGGCCUCUGGCCAUGAGGACACAUCAUCGUGCUCUGAAGUUGGAGGGACCAGUGGGCUCAGUGGGAAUGUUUACUGAGUGUAUCUCAUGGGCUGGGCAUUGACCUAUUUGUACUGUGUGUUCCUUAUUUGAGACAGUGAGCUCAUUUAACCUCAAUAGCCUCUUUAACAAAUUAGACUUUUUAUUUUGAGAUAUAUUGUAGAUUCCCAUGUAGUUGUAAGAGAUAAUAUGGAGAGGGCCUACGGACUUUUUGCCCAAGUUUCUUUAAAGGUUCCAUCUUGCAAAGUUGGGAUACAAUUCAGUAAUGACUCACUAACUCUUUGAGGUUUGUGUUAUUGCCCUCAUUUCUAUUCAUGAUUAAACUGGGGUUAAGAGGAGCACACAGGCCUGCCCAGGUCACCCAUGGUUAGUGUAGAGUCGGGUGAAACGUGGGCUUGGGAUUUCCAGGCAGUACCAUCAUGAUGCUCUGUGGCAGGGAGCAGCAUUCACUUUGCUUGUUUAUUCAUUCAUUCAGCAAACAUUUAUUGAGUAAACUCUGUGGGUCAGAUGCUAUCAUAGGUUUAUCUGAUUCUUCAGCAGUAUGGAGAAUCCGGUAAUGUUUCCUUCUUUUUUUUAAUCUGAGAAAAUUAGCUCUGAGAGGUUAUAUACCCCCCAAAGGAAAUAUAGCACAUAAAUGAGGGAUAGUAAAUUUGUACAGAUACUUCUUCUUAUGCAGGUGUUACCCUAGUUAUUUUACACUUGUAAACUUCCAUAAUCCAGAUAUAUUCUUGUAAGGCAAGGAUUUUUUUUUUUAAUUGAAGUAUACUCAUGUUUACAAUGUUGUGUCAAUUGCAAGGUGUUUUAUUUUUUCUUGAAUUUGGAAUUCAAAAAAUAUUUUUUGAGGGGAUUAAAUAGGUUUAUUUAUUUGUUUCAUUAUUUUUAAAAUGAGGUACUGAGGAUUCAACCCAGGACCUCAUACAUGCUAAGCAUGUGCUCUACCACUGAACUGUACCCUCCUCCCCAAAGCAAGUUUUCUUAUCAAGUAUUCUGCAGCUUAAGAGUUCAAAUAAAUUGGAGUUGAAAUCCAGGACUUUUGAUCCUACUGUGUUUCUUUGCAUUAUAUCCUGCUGAGGGGUGUGGAAGCAGUUCCUUUAUUCAUUCCUUUAUUCAGCAGUUUUGAGCACUGACUUUGCAUCAGGGCAUGGCUAGGUGCUUGGAAACAGAAAACAAGAAAUGACCCUUUUCUGCAGAGGGCGGAAGCCUAGACCAAAAGCUGCGUAAUGUGAUCCGAGCUGCGGUAGCCAUGUGCAGACGCUGAGGACAAACUGUACCCCCGGCUUUGCUUGGGCUUCCCCUGCCUUCUGAAUGGUACACACCAGGUCACCGCAACCCAGUGAGGCCCGCAGCCCGCAGCACAGUAUGUACCUCGGUCUCCUCUUCCCUCUCGUCAGGGCCUGCAACAUGAACAUCCCUGACUACGUGCAGUGUGCUGAGGACCACCAGACUCUCCCCGUGGUGGUCCAACCCGUGGGGAUCAUCUCAGAGCAGAAUUUGUUGUGCAUCUAUAAGCGAAUCUCCUUGGUGAGGCAGAUCAGCCCGUGCGGCUGGCAGUGGGCACCCUGUAUCCACUACAGUCACCACUAUGCGCCCGAGAAUGGGUGGAGCGACUUCCAGACCCACCGCAAGGUCGUGGGCCUUGUCACCAUUACCGACUGCCUCUUGGCCAAGACGUUCGAGAAGCUCCACGUGCAGAAGAGGUGUAUGGCACCACGCUUUAUGACUCUCGGCUUUUUGUCUUUGUGCUGCAUGGGGAGGUGGCCGAGCAGCCGCGCACCGACGUGGCCUUCAAUUUACGAGGACUGCAGGGUGGUGGAGAAGAGGAUCGAGGACUUCACUGAGUCUCUCUUCAUCAUGCUCAAGUCCAAGUGGCUGGACUGUGCAUCCGACAAGACUGGGGAUAAGAUCUUCCUUCUCUACAUCCUGUUUGAGAAGGAGGACUUUGUGGGAUUGGACACAGAGAGCAGGAAAGUCUACCUGGAUGCCCGGCCACCCUGGCUAUAUGAAGGGUUGCUUCCCUACAUCCAGAAAGGGAUCAGCAAGGAGGAGGGCUGUCUUGUAGCCAAGGCGUGAGGGAGGAGCAACCCGCCGGUUUUCAGACGUUUAAAAGUGAAUCCGCCUUUGUUUCAGAGAGAUUCUUUUAGGGUUAUUAUGGACACUUACUCCCGCUUUUCAGCCAAUUACCCUGGUGUGACCCCUGGAGUUGCUGUCCAAUAGAGUAGCCAAAGCCACUGAUGCUAGGAGAGCUGGGGAGGAGGCUGCUCUGAGCUGAGAUGUGCUCUAGGUCAAAUGCACAUCAGACGCUGAGACUUGUCUAGUAAAAAGAAUGUAAACUAUCUUGUUACUUUCUUUAUUGAUUACAUGUCAAAAUGAUAGUAUUUUACAUACUGUAGAAUAAGUAAGAUAUGUUCUUAAAAUCAGUUUCUAGGGUUUUUUUUGGGGGGGUUACCUCUUUAAAUGUGGCAACUGGGAAACUUUCUUUACACGGCUCACAUUUCAUUCCUGUUGGACAGCCUCUCCUGGGACAGUCUCAUCCCUUUGCUUAUAGAUGUCACGCUGAAUCCUGAGGUGCAGAAUGAGGCGCUGGUUGAGCUGGGGGUGGAGCCAGUGUCUCCUGCUUCCCAGGUCCAGCACCUGCACGACUCAGGCCCUCUAUCCCUGCCUGACAACCACCAUGCCAAUUAAGGACAACAGAAACACUGCCAGGGGCUUCCAAAUGAGCUCCUUACGCAGGGAAAGGCGUGUCACGGAGUAUGGGGCACAGCAGGGAAAGAUUCGUCCUCACUUUAUCCCUGUGAUUAAGUCAACGGACCCACUUUGCCUUGGAAGUUCAGACGAGCUCUUCUGGGCUGCCUACCCCCCCAUCUUCUGCUCUGUUUCCCUGUGUAUCUAUCGAGAUGUCCCUUGGGCAAAGAGGGUGAAAUGCCUUUGCCGAGAGGUGGUCCCCCUUUGCUGGGGAGAUUGUGAGAAUCUGUGUCCCCCCGGCCUACGGCCUCGGGCCUUGACUCUGGAGAGGGCUCAUGGCGGUCCCACAGGUGACGGUCGGAGGACCUGGCACGUGCUGCCGGGCCCAUUGUGGAGGAGGUGUUCUGCGAUUAUCUGUGAGUCUAAAAUCAGAUUCUACUUUCUGGUUUUUGGUAAGUUGGAGGAGAAGAUGCCAGAGAAUUGAUAAAAAGAUAGUCCAGACCAGUCCUGUGAGUGACAGGCACAGGGGACCCGAGUCCCACCUGCUUGUGGUGCCUGGCGGGCUCUGGAUGAAUUUUCACUUCCUACCUGGACAUACCUCUAUGGCUUAAGGAAGGGGCGAGGCAUGUCGUGGCCAUGACCUGUACUUGUCCUCGCAGGGCCCUGUGAUCUACACGGCUUUCUCCCCUUCUGCUUCUUGUAGAUGAGUUGGCAGAUGUAGUGGUCUGGGCAAAGCUGAGAGCACAGUUGCCAGCACCGUGCCACUCCCAGGCUGGCUCCAUUCCCGUCACCUGUCACCUCCUGCUCAGUCCCCAGGUGUCAGUCAAUGUAGGUGCAUCGGUGCAACGUAAGCAGGGACCACCAUCUACCCCUGCACAGAAUGCUGGGUGAGCAGUGGAAGCCUGGAGCCCUGCCUCAGCCCCCUGGCCAGUGCCUCCUCUUUUGUCACAGGAGGCACUGGUGACAUGUUUGCUCAGCAACUGCUUUGCUCUGAGUCUGCAGACCCACCAGAGUAUGCCAGCUUGUUUUUGCCUGUUGAAGUGUGUCCUUGGGAUUUGGCGGAGUAGCUGGUUGUGUGCUUAGCCCAUAGUGGUUGACACAGUCACCAUUGUUUACCCAGAACCUCGUGUACCAGGCAUGGCUCUCGGCAUCAAAAUACAGCAGCGCAUUAAACCUCCCUCCUGGUGGGUCUGUCUGUUUUGGUACCGUAAGGGCUCAGCCAGCAUCUGAACGUCAGUGAGAUAACGCGGCCAGUGAGCUCGGGUCAAGUACGCUCUCCUCCAGUCACUUUUACUCCAUUGUUGCUUUUACUAUUCCACAGUCAUUACUUUUUUA
Molecule: messenger RNA, 6402 nt
Organism: Camelus dromedarius (Arabian camel)
Lineage: Eukaryota; Metazoa; Chordata; Mammalia; Artiodactyla; Camelidae
Product: trafficking protein particle complex subunit 9-like
Exons: 2
Coding region: 3691-4455 (254 amino acids)
Cellular component (GO): trans-Golgi network
Source: RefSeq, a predicted model, not a curated record